Ilex paraguariensis (yerba mate) is the source of this 588-nucleotide messenger RNA. NCBI's taxonomy places the organism in Eukaryota, Viridiplantae, Streptophyta, Magnoliopsida, Aquifoliales, Aquifoliaceae. The record is from the annotation of a GenBank genome assembly.
CCAUCAACCAAAUCAUCCGAUGGCUCUAAGGGUUCAUCUCCUCUGCCCAAAACUUCUCCCACAGCCCCUGAAAUUCCAAACCCAUCCUUUCCCCUCCAUGAUUUCUGUCACCAACCCAUCCAAACUCCAAACCUCAUGCACCAAAAACAAGAGUCCCAAUGAUGCAGAUCUUUCAUCAGAUUUAGCCACAGAGGUUGAAAGAUUAAAUACCCAUUUGGUUCAAAGAGAAGAAGCCAUGAAGAAGAGCAGAGAGCUCCUGUUCACAGAGCUGUGCCAGUACAUGGACCUGAAAUCUGAGGAAAUGAAGAAGAAAUGGAAGCAAAUGAAGGAAGAAGACAAGUGGGUUUUGGUUAAAGAGUUUGUAGCUGAGUGGAGUGCCAAUUUUCAUCCAUUGUCAGCAAGGUCUGUGAAAGAAUUGGUUGAUGAACACUUGCUUGAAGAAAACCCAUCUCCAAAUUCUUCUGAUUUUGAUUCUGAUUCUGAUUCUAAUUCUGAUUCUGUAUUGUUUCCUGGUUUGAAGAAACUAAUGGGGUUCUCACCCUAGAGAGUUAUUGGAAAUUCUAUUGGGUUUUGCGAUGGUUUAUUAUU